Fraxinus pennsylvanica is the source of this 453-nucleotide messenger RNA. Lineage: Eukaryota; Viridiplantae; Streptophyta; Magnoliopsida; Lamiales; Oleaceae. The record is from the annotation of a GenBank genome assembly.
AUGAGUCAGAGAAAAUCCAUUAGCGGAAGGCCAUCGGGAACCGACGGCUCUGAUUUCUCCUACCGCAUGGUCGUCGACUCUAGAUAUCAAAAGGUUGCUCAAGGCAAAUCCCGUCUCUCAGCUCUGAUUUUCACUCAGGCUUUCAUUCGAAUUCUGGAAGCAGCAAUUCUAUUUUUGUCUACUCCAAAGGGGGAACCUCUUAAUAGAUUUUGUGUUUCUUCUAGCAUUAUUAGCUUCAUCUCUCUCUUCAUAGGAGAAUUAGGUCGAAAGCGCAGCCGUAGUACCUUGCUGAAGCUGUAUUUGUUUGGGUCAUCAAUUGCUACUGUGAUCUCAGUGGCUUCUCUCAUCAAGAGUGAAAAACUAUUUGAGCUCAUCGAAAGUUUGAGUAAGUGGGAAUCAUCGGCAAUUAAGAUAUUCAAGGUUACUGCUGUUCUAUUUGGUCAGUUUCUCUAA